AUGCCAGGAAUCAAACUCCCAGGCUUUGGCCUGCCCCUCAACUAUAUGAUGGUUGAAAAGCCGUAUCCCGUAGUCCUCGGCGAAUACGAAGAACCCAAGGACUGGAAAGCCAAAACCCUGACGAUUCGCGAGACAUGCAUGCUCAAAGUCAUAGAAGAUCUCACCAACAAGCCCGAAUGGUGGCUCAAAGUUAAUGAUCCAGAGAUCGCUGCAAAAUGGAAGAAAGAGGCCACCGAGUUACCUUGGGCAGAAUUUCGUCAAAAUGCAGAUUUUACCCAGGAAAUGGCUUCGGCAUGCAUCGAAGAGCUACGCAAGAAAGCAGACUUGUACCAAAAGACAGGUCUUAUUCCUGUCAUGGACUAUAGCUCGGCUGCUAUCAAAUCAGAUAACCUGAUCUGUCAAGAUCUCCGUCAGGCCCUCAAAGAUGCCGUUGCUCCUUUGGAAGAUGUUCCCGAGGACCAGAAAGAUUGGCACCCUGGUAGUGAUGGCAAAGUGCUCGACAUUGUGCACCCCUCUCUCUGGCCUCUCUGUUACGGACAAUCGCGUAUCUUGCCGAAUAAGCGCAUCAACGCUGAAGAAGCUUUGGCUCAUUGUGGGAAAGGAGUCGUGGUGCCAGAAGAUCCAAAAUUCGAUGCCAAGGCCUUCGACAUGGGAGAAGAGGAAUUCGACAAAUUCUUGCCCAUCAGUUUCUUCUCGAAAAACUUUCAAUGGCUUCCCUGCGACGUCGAUUUGACGGGGGAGCAUCCUCGCAUUGAUAGCUAUAUCAACAAUGCCCACCCCAUCAAGCACGCUGCUCUCUACCCGGUAAUAGAGAAAUUCAUUGAGAAGUCGCUACCCGCUUGGGAUGUUAUCUACAGAUGGCACCGGGAUUUCCAAGUUCUGCGUAUUAUCACGAGGAAUGUCGAGCGGCAGUGCAGAGUACCGGAAAUUUGUUCCCGUUUCGUAGGAUGUACUUCGAGGUCGCGACCACUGGAGGAAGGGGAGCCUCCUCGUCCGGACCCCCGGAAAGUGGCCAAGAAUAGCGAUUGCCUGGAGCGCGAUCGUGAAUGGUUUGAGAGGACCCAUCCCGAAGGCCGGCCAGAGCCUAACUAUCCAGGUCAACUCAGGAUUACACCGGACGAUGUGAAAACCUCGGGAUGGCUCAAUAACGCAUCCCGUGUACAGGUUAUAGUCAAGCUUGCAAAUAUUCAUCUCACACCGGAGAAACCGACCUACGACGGAGGCUCAUGGCAUAUUGAGGGUCAGCUGAACGAGCACAUCUGCGCAACCGCUCUUUACUACUAUGAUUGUGAGAACAUCACUGAGUCUCGUCUGGAUUUCCGAACGUCUUCCAACAAAGAGGAUCUGAUGAUGGAGUUGCGGUACGAGCAAAGCGAUUAUGAUGGCAUUGAAGACGUUUUCGCUAUCGAUGCGAGAGGUGACACUAUUCAGAAUAUCGGGAGCGUUGCUACAAGACAGGAUAGGAUGCUUUUCUUUCCCAAUGUCUAUCAGCAUCACGUCAGCCCCUUCGAGCUUGCCGACAAGUCACGACCCGGCCAUCGUAAGAUUCUCGCGUUGUUCUUGGUAGACCCCUUGAUACCGGUCAUCUCAACCGCGAAUGUGCCGCCUCAACAGCGGCAUUGGUUUGAGCAGAGCUUGCUAGAGGGCAACAACCAAGUCGGCAAGCUACCUCCAGAGAUAACGCAUAUGGUGGUGGAAAGCAUGGACUUUCCUAUCGGACUAGACGAGGCAAAGGAGGUACGGGCUAAACUUAUGGCAGAAAGGACCGGACAGCAGGAAAUGGUAACAAACAACAUGCGCAGUCAGGAUUGGAACUUUUGCGAGCACUAA
Fusarium coffeatum is the source of this 1830-nucleotide messenger RNA. RefSeq lists its product as uncharacterized. The transcript has a single exon. The coding region runs from base 1 to 1830 and encodes 609 amino acids. The record is from RefSeq and is a predicted model, not a curated record. Lineage: Eukaryota; Fungi; Ascomycota; Sordariomycetes; Hypocreales; Nectriaceae.